CUUUUCUUCAUCUCUACCUCUUCUUGCUUAUGCCUGUCUGCCGUGUAUCGAAAUCGAAGUUCAAUUCAAAGAAUCGUUUAACACCGCACGUUCCGAUUCGGCAGAGUAAUAAAGUAAUUUGAAAUUUUAAAUCGUGCGCGAAAAUCGUACCACGCGACUUAUAGAUCGAAAGUGCGUGUUCAAUGAAUUGAUUGACAGUGCGAUUUUUCAUCGUCAAAUAACGCGCGUUAGAAUCAAUUUUAAUAUAAACGAAUACCGCAUUGUUAUUAAAAAUACAUAAAUAGAAAUUCUCAUAUAUACAUGUACAAUCGUAGGGGGUAAUAAUUGUAGAUUGUAUGGACUGUGUAAAAAUAAAUUUCUGAGAAGUGCGAAGAAAUUUUCUGUUAAGUCGGCGAGAAGGAGAAGAUACUGGACGAGUUAUUUAUGAGAUCUAUUUUCACGCAAGUUGUGUGUUACCUUAGUGGCCUAAAAAUAUCAGUGAAAUUUGAUUAGGCACAGCUUGAUGGUUCAGUAAUAAUACUUAUUUGAAUUGUAUAUCAUAUAUAUGUAUUAUAUGUGACUGUUUUAAUGAAAAGUUACUUAGAAAAUUAAUUAUCAUUAUACAUCACUACUACAAUAACAUUUUUAAAGGUAAUGGACAUUAAAUCACCGAUUAACUCUUUUGUAAAAAACAUUGAGCAAAACGCGAAGAAAGUAUUUUCAUCAUCGGCUAAGGAUAAUGAAGGCAAUCGUUCAUCCCGAAAGAAUUUUACGCCGGUUCGAAUUAAAGAGGAAGAAACUGAUAAUGAAAUUCAGGAAUAUGCAGCAACAACAAUGAGUGAAUUAUUAGGCUGGUAUGGCUAUGAUAAAGUGGACAGUGGUUGUACAAAACGUUUGAACUUGGACCACUUUACAUCUAAUACAAAGGAUAAUCAAAUGGACCAAAACAUUGCAUCAAACAAAUUAGUAUUAAGAGAUUCAGUAUCACCAAGUGCUUUUAAUUCACCUUCUGAAGUUUCAAGCUUAUCAUUGCCAUGUUCUGAAACUAUGAACAGGCAAUUAUCAUCUCCAGUGGAAUUAAAAACACUGUCAUUUGAUUCUACAUCUAAAUUUCCUUACCAAAAUUGUAAAAGCUCUACUUUUUCAGAUAAUGAAAUAAGAUGUUCCUGGUGUGGUAGAACAAUAAAAACAGGAACUUCAGAAGAAAUAAAUUCUCUUUCUAAUAAUACAAUAAAUGCUCUGAGACACUUUUGUAGCGAAGAUUGUUUUAUAGCUGGUAGAAGAGCAGUUUUUAAACAAGCAAAAAUAUGUGACUGGUGUAGGCAUAUAAGAAAUCCAAUUAGUUAUGUUGGUUUUCAGGAUAGUGAAAGUCCAUUACAAUUUUGUAGUGACAGAUGUUUAAAUCAAUACAAAAUAAACAUUUUCUGCCAUGAAACCCAAACUCAUUUGAUGCUUCAGGGUUUGAAUAAUGCUUCCUUUCAUGACACAGAGAAAGGUAGUUUAAUAACUCCAGAACUUUGGUUUAGAAAUUGUCAAUCACCGCUAAACAGUCCUACAGAUGAUACAUUUGUAGCUGACAACAAUUUAAUUUAUAAUUUAUCAACCCCUGUGCCUAAUAAUGGAACAAAGGAAAUAGAUGAAAAUAGUAAUGAAGGACCAAUAUCUAAUCCAAAGAUUUCAACAAAGAAAGAUUCAAUUUACAUGAAAAAACAUUCAAAAAGCAAUAAUAGUAAUGAGAAAAAAAAUUUUCAUAAAGGAGUUAAUGAAAGUAACGUCAAUGAAUGUGUUAAAGAACAAACUCUAGCAAAUGAAGGAAACAAAUGUUGUCAUUUUAUGGGUAAUCAAAAUUAUUGCAGUGUUAAUGUUUCACAAACGAAUGACUACAAAAGUUUCAAGGAAAACUGUAACUUGAUGGGUAUCAUAAAUUAUAAUUUAUGUAAUCAUCAACAAAAUGAUAGUAUGAUUGGAGGAAAAAAUAUACAAGAGAAAGAUCAUAAUUCAUUGGAGGACAUACUAAGGUCAUCACCUUGGUUUUCAAAGACAGCUACAUCUUUAACACAAUGUCCACUUUUACCUAAAACUUGUACACAUAAAUUGAAUCAAACAUUGAAUCAAAAUCAAAUAGGUGUAAGUUCAAGAACACCUGUACAAUCUAGUCAAAUUAAUUCUUCAAUUCAUUCAUCACCUGUAACACUUUUAUCUCCUGUUACAGUUUUAGCACCAUAUCCUAUACCUAUACCUAUACCUAUUCCAAUCCCUAUUCCUGUUCCCAUAUCAGCACCGAUUCUUAAUGACUUUGUAACUGAUAAACAAGAAGACUUUAUAAGCACUGAAGAUUCAAAAUAUGAAGAUGUAAAAUGUCAAGACAUAGUGGAAGACAUAGUGGAAGAUAAAUGUCUUGUACCACAGAAGUCACAAUUAAAUGGAAGUGAAACUAUGACAGUGACAAAAAGUACAUCAAAAUCAAUGAAAUGUUCUAACAUCAAUAAUGAAAGCAAUGAUAACUUACGGCAAUUGAAACAUCAUACAAAAUCAUUAAGAAAAAGAAAACACUCGAAUGAAAUUAUUAAUGAUAAACAUAAGGAUAAGCUAAAGAAAAGAAAUAAGUUUAUAGCAGUUUAAAAGACAAUUUAUAAAAGAUAUCUUUUUUAUAAAAUGUGCAUUAUUAUACAAUUUUUGUAAUUUAUAAGAUUGUAUUCAUAGAUAUGAUUAUAUUUUUUAUGCUGAAUGAAACAAAAU
Molecule: messenger RNA, 2718 nt
Organism: Osmia lignaria (orchard mason bee)
Lineage: Eukaryota; Metazoa; Arthropoda; Insecta; Hymenoptera; Megachilidae
Gene: Sobp
Product: Sine oculis-binding protein
Biological process (GO): animal organ development
Cellular component (GO): nucleus
Source: RefSeq, a predicted model, not a curated record